AUGCCUCGAGAUCCGCUCAUCGGUCUGGUCGGCAAGCCGUCGGCCGGCAAGAGCACGACGCUCAACAGUCUGACAGACGCCUCAUCAAAAGUUGGUCCGUUCACCACAAUCGAUCCCCAACGAGCGAUCGGCUAUCUCCAAAUAGAUUGCGCCUGUGCGCGUUAUAACGUCUCGGACCGCUGCCGGCCCAACUACGGCGCCUGCGUCGGCGGCCGGCGCUCAGUGCCAAUAGAGCUCCUCGACGUCGCCGGCCUCGUACCUGGCGCGCACCAGGGCAAAGGCUUGGGCAAUAAAUUCCUCGACGACCUGCGUCACGCCGAUGCGCUGAUACACGUGGUGGACGCCUCGGGCACCGUCGACGCCGAGGGCAAGGAGACGCGCGGCUAUGACCCCUCGGUCGACAUCGCCUGGCUUCGCGGCGAGAUCGUGGCGUGGAUUCGCGGCAACCUCAUGGAGAAAUGGGGUUCGAUCCGGCGGCGGCACAUGGCCAUCAAGGCGACGGCCGUCGACACGCUGCAGGGCCAGUUCUCGGGAUACGGCAGCACGUCCAACGUCGUGGCGCGCGCGCUGGACCGGUUGGGUAUCAAGGAGCCGCUCGAGGACUGGGACGCCGAGACCAUCGACCGCGUCGUCAACGCCUUCACGGACGAGAAGUUCCCGACCGUCAUCGCGCUCAACAAGAUCGACCACCCGGACGCCGACAAGAACAUCUCCAAGAUCGCCAAGAUGCAGGACCCCAACACCAUUGUGCUGUGCUCUGCCAUCUCGGAGAUCUUCCUGCGCAAGAUGGCCAAGCAGGGCUACAUCAAGUACACGGAGGGCAGCGAGUUCGUCGACACGAGGGAGGACCUUAUCGAGCAGGGCGACCCGACAGGCGGCGGGCUCAAGGAGCUCGACGAGAAGAACCGCAACCGGAUAGAGAACCUCAAGGACAUGGUGCUCUACCGGUUCGGGUCGACGGGCGUCGUGCAGGUACUCUCCAAGGCAGCCGAAAUCCUGGGCCUCGUUCCCAUCUUCCCGGUGCGCAACACGACCUCCUUCUCCUCCGGCGCCACCGAUUCCCGUUUCGUCUUCCGCGACUGUGUGCUCGUCAAGAAGGGCACGACAGUGGGCGAGGCGGCACGCAAGGUCAUGGGCGACGCGCCCAUAGCGUAUAUUGAGGGCGCAGGAGGCCAGAGAGUCGCGGAAGACGACCUCGUUGCGGUUGGGAAGAACGACGUCCUAUCGUUCAAGGUCGGACGAGCUUGA
Messenger RNA from Colletotrichum navitas, 1248 nucleotides. RefSeq names its product P-loop containing nucleoside triphosphate hydrolase protein. The transcript has 3 exons. Gene Ontology annotation, molecular function: GTP binding; ATP hydrolysis activity. The record is from RefSeq and is a predicted model, not a curated record. NCBI's taxonomy places the organism in Eukaryota, Fungi, Ascomycota, Sordariomycetes, Glomerellales, Glomerellaceae. Gene Ontology annotation, cellular component: cytoplasm. Bases 1 to 1248 code for a protein of 415 amino acids.